Messenger RNA from Trypanosoma cruzi, 1386 nucleotides. Its product is annotated as tubulin-tyrosine ligase, putative. Lineage: Eukaryota; Euglenozoa; Kinetoplastea; Trypanosomatida; Trypanosomatidae. Gene Ontology annotation, biological process: protein modification process. The transcript has a single exon. The coding region runs from base 1 to 1386 and encodes 461 amino acids. The record is from RefSeq and is a predicted model, not a curated record.
AUGCGUGGCUUAUCGCACGUCUUUGCAUUUAUUGACAAACAUUUUUUCCCUUCGUUAUUUUCUUCUCUCUCCCUUUCAUUUUGUUGCGGGGGGGUUACGCCCCCUAACUGCACACAGCGACGGGUGGGUGUUAGGAUGGAUGCGCAGUUAUUCGCAACAGCCGACGUGGAUCCCACUGUGCCGCGGCCGGAAGAAGAGGCAGAGCGGCAGCAGAGGCGUCACCAGGAAACAGAACAAAGCGAGAAGCAAGAGGAUGAAUCAUCCCUUUUCUUUUUGGGCGAAUCUGCCUUCAGCGUCUAUGAGGAAAUGGCGGCCCAGUUGCGUCAAUUGGGUUGGAGAGAGGCGCGAUCGAAGGGACUCAUUGUGCAAUGCGAUCUUGUUUUGGGCGACCGUUUCACGAUACCGUACUCGUUGCUGCGGUGUGAGCGGUUGCCGGCGACAUCGCGGUACGGUGGCUAUCGGUGGAUCAAUUAUUUCCGCGGCUCGCACCGGCUAACUCUCAAGGCGUCAAUGGCGCGGAUACUUUCCGGUUCUGAUGCCACCCACGAUGAGUGGAUGCCGAGCUCCUUUGUGCUGGGCGGUGACCAGAAGAGGCGACCGGAUGAUAGGGAGGCGUUUCUGCGUUGGGUGGAGCAGCACCCUGAAGGGACCUGGAUCAUCAAACCGAGCAGCGGCAGCAAAGGGAAGGAUAUUCUGCUGACACGCGGUCUCUCAGGGAUUGAAAAAUUCAUUCAGGAGCUGGAUCCGAGCAGCCGCAGCAUCUUCGUGGCGCAGCGGUAUGUAGACCGUCCGUUGUUGUACCGCGGAAGAAAGUUUGAUGUUCGAGUGUGGGCUUUUUUAAAGACACCGUAUGAUAUCUACGCCUUUUCGCAGGGGAGUUGUCGCACCUCGAGCGUGCUGUACGACGCGGACAACUUUGGUAACACGCUGGCGCAUCUUACGAACCACUGUCUACAGGAGGGGUCGCCACAAUUCGGGCAGUAUGAGAGUGGCAAUGAGCUCUGGUUCCCGCAGCUCUCAGCGUACCUGCGCGAGGUGUACAAGGAAGACGUUUUUGGAAAAAAAAUUCUUCCUCAGAUUGGCAAUAUCAUUCUGCGCACUUUGUUGACGAUGAAGGGAGAGUUGGAGGUACUGCCUGACAUGCCGUACAAAUGCUUUCAGCUCUUUGGGUACGACCUCAUCAUUGACGAGCAGCUGAACGUUUUCUUGUUGGAAAUCAACGGAUCCCCCGGCGUGGCAACGAAAUAUUUGCAUCCGGUCGUGAAGGAAACCCUCGCAAUUGUGGGCGGCGACGAUGCUUUGCGUGUGUGGGAUGUAGAUACCGUGCGGUUUGUGAAGUUGUGGGGAGUCGGAGACGCGCUUCCCGAUGGAGCCGCACGGAUGUGA